AUGGAGCUGCUCAGCCUCCCGGGCCUGGUCCUCGCUGCGGCCCUGCUGCUCCUCGUCCUGUGUUUGCGCACCCGGCGCACCAGGCAACCUGGAGAUCCUCCAUUAAUAAAAGGCUGGCUUCCUUAUUUGGGAGUGAGUCUAAAAUUCCAGAAAGAUCCCAUAGGAUUCCUGAAAACUCUUCAAAAGCAAUAUGGUGAUAUUUUCACUCUUCUCAUUGCAGGAAAAUAUAUAACCUUUGUUCUGGACCCUUUCCAGUACCAGUUAUUAUUGAAAUAUCACAGACAACUAAGCUUUCAAAUAUUUGGUAGAAAAUUAGCAGCAAAAGCAUUUUCUGUCAAGAAGUUGCUAGAAAAUGAUGACCUUAACCAUGACCUUCAUGGUGUCUAUCAAUAUUUGCAAGGCAAACCUUUGGAAACACUCUUGGAAAAUAUACUCCAGAAUGCAAAACAAAUUGUUGAUAUACAAUUAGGAGAAAGCAAAAAUUGGAACACAACUCAAAUAUUAACAUUCUGCAGGUCAGUAAUAUUUGAGCUCACAUUUGCAACCAUAUAUGGAAAAAUUCUUGCUGAUGAUAGCAAAAAAAUAAUCAGUGAGCUAAGAGACGAUUUUGUAAACUUUGAUGACAAGUUCUUAUACAUAACAUCGGACAUACCCAUUGAGCUUAUAGGAAAUGCUAAAUCUAUGCAGAAGAAACUUAUACAAUUUUUUAGCUUGGAGAAAUUAACUCACAUACAAGGAUGGUCAGAAAUUGUUCAACAGAGGCAAAAUAUCCUGGAGAAAUACUAUAAUCUUGAGGACACUGAAAUAGGAGCACAUCAUUUUGCCUUUCUCUGGGCCUCUGUGGCAAACACUAUUCCAGCUAUGUUCUGGGCAAUGUAUUAUCUUCUCCGGCACCCAGAAGCUAUGGAAGCACUGCGUGAUGAAAUUGACCAUUUUCUGCAGUCAACAGGUCAAAAGAAAGGGUCUGGAUUUUCCAUCCACCUCAACAGAGAACAAUUGGACAGCCUGGUAUACCUAGAAAGCAUCAUUUUUGAGGUCUUUCGACUAUGUUCACAUUCUGGCGCAUUUCGUAUUGUUGAAGAGGAUUUGAUUAUCAGUUCUGACACCAGUGACUGCCGUCUGCGGAAGGGAGAAUUGAUAGCCAUUUUUCCUCCAAUGCUACAUAAUGACCCUGAAGUUUUUGAAGCUCCAGAGGAAUUUAGAUUUGAUCGCUUUGUUGACGGUGGUAAGAAGAAAACUACCUUUUUCAAAAGAGGGAAGAAGCUGAAAUUCUACAUAAUGCCUUUUGGGUUUGGAGCCAACAAAUGUCCAGGCCGAUUUCUAGCCAUUGCUGAAAUAAAGCUUCUGUUGUUUUUAUUUUUAACAUAUUUUGAUUUUGAAAUACUUGACAACCAACCUCUAAGACAAAACCACAGCCGUUUGUUGUUAGGUAUUCAAUAUCCAGAAUCUGAUGUUUCCUUUAGGUAUAAGGCAAAAGUUUAGAGAAACAGAAAGAGGGAAAUGAAAUCUGCAGGAAUGAGCCUGUCAUAAACUUGCUUAUCUGUUGUUCAUUUCUCCAAAUGUUAUUGCUGUGCAUAUUUGUUUUAGAAGUGCCAAUUUAUAUUUUAUCUGAGGUCAGUCCUAUUUUGUACAUGGUCACAAAACUUAAAGCAGUAUGGUGGCAUUAAAAUGAUCCUCAGAAUCACCUUGAAGUUCAAAAUAGCUUUUGAAAGCUUCCACUUAGUGUGAUUUUUCACUUGGUUUAAUAAGUGCAACUUCUCAGCCAUAAAUUUGGCAAUGGGAGAAUUUUAAGUCACUCAAAUUCUUCUCUAAUAUGUAAAAGUACAUUUUAUGUACCACUGGGGGAAAAAUGUGUUAGAAAUGGACCUAGACUAACAAGUUCUAAAUUCUCAAAGAUGGAAAUUAAGUUUCUGUGAGCUACACUAUAUGAAAAUGUUCUCUUCAACUAUAAUAUCAAUAAUAUCUAUAUUGCUGGGGCACGUUUGCAUUAAAUGAGUUUUGCAGCAGAUUAAAUGUUUUGACUUCACUUCCACAUUUAAUCAUCCAUAAAUGUUUUUUAUUACUUUGUAUACUGUGGCUCAAUAGAACAAAAUUUCUUGUUAUAUAAGACCUCUCAUGUUCAUGUUAGAUGCUGAUAAGAUUUAGUGUAUAAGAAAACACCAAUUCUGCCAUUGCCUUAGACAUUAGGAUUAGGUUUAUUACAGGACCAAAUGUUGAAAUCAUUUCAGCAUUCACUGUAGCAUUUGGCUUUAGUAUAAACUGUAAGAGGUAUGUCAGUAUUGCAAUAAACACUGUCCUAAAUGUUUCCAUUUAUAAAACCUGGGACACUAGAUAACAGUGUUUGUUCUUUUCAUCUUACCUUUUACACUUGGAAUUCAUUUGCAUUAUUUUGGAGUAUGGCAUUAUGUAAUACAAUA
Messenger RNA from Dipodomys ordii (Ord's kangaroo rat), 2417 nucleotides. Its product is annotated as 25-hydroxycholesterol 7-alpha-hydroxylase. Gene Ontology annotation, molecular function: oxidoreductase activity, acting on paired donors, with incorporation or reduction of molecular oxygen; steroid hydroxylase activity; iron ion binding. NCBI's taxonomy places the organism in Eukaryota, Metazoa, Chordata, Mammalia, Rodentia, Heteromyidae. The coding region runs from base 1 to 1482 and encodes 493 amino acids. The record is from RefSeq and is a predicted model, not a curated record. Gene Ontology annotation, biological process: bile acid biosynthetic process; cholesterol homeostasis. The transcript is spliced from 6 exons.